UUUUGUUUUGAUUUUUGAAUCGUGGAUCAAUCAUUUUUUCAUUUUGAUUGUAUUUUUUUCAGAAAUAUUAUUUUUAUCAAACAAAAAUGAAUAAUGGAAUCAUCAACAACAAAACGUAUGAGCUAUACAGCUGAAUUUAAACUUAAAGUGGUUAAAUAUGCUAAAAUUAAUGGUAAUCGUGCCUGUAGUCGAUAUUUUAAUAUUUCUGAAAGAUCUGUACGUGAUUGGCGUAAACGUGAAGAUGAAUUACGACUAAUGCCAAAAACUAAACGUGCAAAUCGUGGCAUAAAACGUUUAUCAAGACCGGAACAUAUUGAAUAUGAACAUUUUCAUGGACAAAAAAUUCCAAAUAAUAAAUCUAAUAAAAGUAUUUCAAUUGAUAAUGAUGUUGAUAAUGUCGAUGAUAAUGAUGAUGAUAAUGUUGAUAUAAGUAUUGAAGUUGCACCAGAUAUUUCCGAAGAUAUAUUGAAUGGUGAUGAUAAUGUUUUAUUGGAUUUCAACAAACAGGAAACUUUUCCUAAAAUAUCUGAUGAAUACGUUUCAAAUGAAUUACCAAAUCUAGAUGUAUCUCAUUCAUCAUUCACAUCUACAUCAUCAUCAUCUCCAAAUAAUAAUGUUAAUAAAAAUAAAAUCUUUAAACAUCAAAUAAACAAUCAGAAAAAACUGUAUAAGAAAAUUGUCGAACCGGAUAAAGAAACUGGAACAUUGUUUGAUUAUGGUAUAAAAGCAAUCAAAGUAAUCGGUGCAACCGAACUUGAUGAUUCAAAUCAAACAAAAAAACUAUGUUAUGUAAUUAAAUUUGAAAAUAAUCAAUGCGAUAUUGUGGAAAAUAAAGUGGCACAAAAAUUCUGUCCACAGAUUCUAUUUAAUUUUCUUGAAUCACAUAUUACAUUUGAUGAAAAAACUGUCAUUCAUUUACCAUUUACGAAAGUAAAACAAUAAUCAUAAUUUGUAAAUUUUUUUUUAUUGUU
This is a messenger RNA of Dermatophagoides pteronyssinus (European house dust mite), 971 nucleotides long. RefSeq lists its product as uncharacterized. Gene Ontology annotation, cellular component: nucleus. Gene Ontology annotation, molecular function: sequence-specific DNA binding. NCBI's taxonomy places the organism in Eukaryota, Metazoa, Arthropoda, Arachnida, Sarcoptiformes, Pyroglyphidae. The record is from RefSeq and is a predicted model, not a curated record.